CAAGCGGCCGAUUCGAGGGCAACCGCAAAUGCUGCUGGAUCCCGGCCACGGAUAAAUCUCACCAUGCCGGUCUACGUGGCGCCACAGCAACACACGCCGGCGAAAUAUUCGCCGGCCCAUUACUUCCAGCAGCUGCACCAGCAACAGCAUCAGAUGCUCCAGAAUCCACUCUACCAGCCGGGCGCUCCAGUAACGCCCGGCUCACCGACAAGAAUUUCGCUCGGAGCCGACGGUACGGUGACGGAACAGCCCGACUACACCGACUACUACUCGAUGUACCCGGCCAAAGCGGGCGAGUUUAUGUUCAAGCAGUUUGAAGGCUUCCGAGACUUUACGGUCAACACGGCCAAGUCUGGGUUGGGUGUGGGGGAAAAAUCCGUCUUCUGGAUGUACACCAAAAUCACCAAGUGGUCCCGGAACUGGUUCACGCAUUUCUUUCUCUUCCUGAUACUGUUCCUGUACUCGGUGGCCGGUGCGGCUCUGUUUAUCGCUGUUGAAGGUGAGGCCGAUAAUCUGGCGGAUGUGUCUAACAAUGAUUUCAACGGUCCUGCUAAUACUACUGCUGCUGCUGUUGCUGCUGCUCUUAAUGCUAGCGUCUCUGGAACGCAUGAAAAAAAGAUGGAAACUAACGUAAACCAUGCGAAACGCAUGCUGGCGAAAAACCUACGCAUUCUGGCACUGGAUCGCGAGAAACUGGAGAAUCCGGAUCCGGACAUCUGGGAAGGACGGGCGAUCAAUCUGGUCGAGGAGUACAGUGCGGUGCUGUAUCAGUCGUACAAGGAAGGAUCGUUUGAAAACAAACAGAAUAAAAAGACCUGGUCCUUCUGGAAUGCUGUCUUCUACUGUGGUACAAUUUACACGACUAUCGGUGAGUAA
Anopheles maculipalpis is the source of this 876-nucleotide messenger RNA. RefSeq lists its product as uncharacterized. The transcript is spliced from 4 exons. NCBI's taxonomy places the organism in Eukaryota, Metazoa, Arthropoda, Insecta, Diptera, Culicidae. Bases 64 to 876 code for a protein of 270 amino acids. Gene Ontology annotation, cellular component: membrane. Gene Ontology annotation, biological process: stabilization of membrane potential; potassium ion transmembrane transport. The record is from RefSeq and is a predicted model, not a curated record. Gene Ontology annotation, molecular function: potassium ion leak channel activity.